CACUUAUUCUCUCUCUCUCUCUCUCUCUCUCUCUCUCUUCGAUAACCCUUUUAGUUUAUAGCUAUUAUAGAGUCCUCUCAAAAAAGGUUUCUUUCUUUUUCUCUUUUUGUGCCCAGUCCACGCAAUAUUCCAAAACCGCUAAGAGUGAUCUCACCCCCUUUCUACAAGUUUCUGAAGUCUCCUUCUUGUCUAUUUACCUUUGCAUAACCUUGGUUCUUGAAUUCCUGUGUUUGAUAUCCAAAGUUGACACGAAAGAGCUCAACUUUUCACUCUGCCUAUAACAUCCUAAAAGCUCAUGCUUAUCAAAUAAUGCAGCUAUAUCAUCACCCAUACUCUCUUGAUAGCCAAAAGGUGAGACUUGCUUUGGAAGAGAAAGGCAUUGAUUACACAUCAUACCAUGUCAAUCCUGUAACAGGCAAAAACAUGGACUCCUCAUUCUUCAGGAUGAAUCCGAGUGGAAAACUCCCCGUUUUCAAGAAUGGCGCUCACAUCAUUUUCAACACAAUAGAGAUUAUCCAGUAUUUAGAAAGAAUUGCAGCUGUCUCGUCAGGUGGUGACAAUAUCUCCUUUAGUGGUAGAGAAGUGGUUGCAUGGAUGCAGAAGAUACAAGAGUGGAACCCUAAGUUCUUCACACUUUCCCACAUCCCAGAUAAGUACCGCUUCUAUGUUUCCAAAUUCAUAAGGCGGGUGCUGAUUGCUCGGAUGGCUGAAUGUCCUGAUCUAGCAGGAGCUUACCAUAAUAAGCUAAGAGAAGCACAUGAGACAGAGGACAAGUUGAAGAACAAGAAUGUUUUGCAAGGGAACAGGGAGCAUUUAAUUAGACUUCUUGAUGAAGUUGAAACACAGCUGAAUGAAUCACAAUAUUUAGCAGGGGAAGAUUUUAGCAUGGCAGAUGUAAUGCUCAUCCCAGUGCUGGCUCGCUUAGUGCUCUUGGAUUUGAAAGAUGAGUACAUAAAUAGCAGGCCAAACAUUGCUGAGUACUGGGUUUUGGUGCAGCAGAGGCCUAGUUACAAGAAGGUGAUUGGGAGGUACUUUGAUGGCUGGAGAAAGUACAAAACACUGGUAAAAACUUGGUGCUUCGUUCGUAUUAGAAGUAUGCUAAGAAGAUAUUGAUGAAAUAUAUAUGGCUCAGGGUUGACCGAAUAUUGAGAGAAAAAUCUGAUUUUUAUGCUGUAUACGAGGUUGUUCAUUUAAUGGGGGAAAAUAAGCAAUUCUUGUUUUUGGUUUCUUCUUAUUUUGGGGGUCACCAGAAAAGAAGAAAAAAAAGGGGGUGGGAGGAACUGGUUGGCUGAAGGAUAAACUUUUAUUUGGAUUAUUUGGUUAGAAAAGCAAUAAGAGAUGCAUUUUUGAGUUU
Molecule: messenger RNA, 1354 nt
Organism: Quercus robur (English oak)
Lineage: Eukaryota; Viridiplantae; Streptophyta; Magnoliopsida; Fagales; Fagaceae
Product: glutathione S-transferase TCHQD
Exons: 3
Coding region: 310-1113 (267 amino acids)
Molecular function (GO): glutathione transferase activity
Source: RefSeq, a predicted model, not a curated record